AUGGCUAUUCAACCCAGUACAAAUGGCCAUUCGAUUCCCAGUAUCAGCAACCUCAGCAUCGAUCAAUCCAGCGACGCUGUUAUUCAAACGAUACUGCCACAAGUUUUGGAAGCAGUUGGCAAUGGCUACAACCAUGUCGAGGGUCGUCUUAAUGAGGUCCAAAAUAAGCGGCUGCCUUCCCUUGAGGCGCAGAUCCGUGCAUUCGAACAAUCGCAAGGACAAAUCACAGGCACCAAAACCCAACUGUCAGAUCUAAAAGAACGUCUCGAUGCUGCUGAGACGAAAGAAGCCUUCCUCGAGACUCUCAGCAACAAGUUCUCCGAGUCCAUCAGGAAGCUCGAAUCGAACAAGUCUACUUUAACUUCUGAUGCUGCCCGUGUUCAAGCUAUCUCCGCGAAGGUCGAUCAGCUGCAGGCUGAUAGCAAUGCCAGCAAAAAGGCUUUGCAAGAUGCUGCGAAGAAGCUCAAGAAUCUACCAUCGGAUGGUACCAUCGAUUGGACCAGUGUCGCGACCGUUUUGGAUCGUGUCAAGGAACUUUCUGAGACCGUCAAGAAGUUUCAGGGGGAGAAAGAAGCCGAUGCAAGAAAAAUCCAGACCCUUUCUGAGACCGUCAGCAGACUGCAAGCCGACAGACAAGCCGACGCAGAUGGCAUGCAAGCUCAAUCGGAGCGUCUGGACAAGCUGCAGAAGCAGCAAACAGAUGGCGAGCAAGCUACUAGACUGGACACACUCUCACAUGAUGUUGAGAAGCUCCAGAAAGACAGAACAUCGGAUGCCAGCCGUAUCCAAUCAACUGUGGAGAAUCUCAAUAGGCUGCAGUCACAGCAAGCUGAAAAGGCGAAUCGAACGAGCCUCAACGUCCUCACUGAGAAAGUGGCGAAGCUCCAAGCAGAUGACCAAAAUCGAACAUCUGAUGCAGACAUCGGCCGCAAGCAGUGCCGGAAACUUGAUGAACGCAUGGAGAAAAUAGAAAAGCAGUUUAAGAAUCUCGACGAUCAACCUCGCAAGGUAGAGACUACACAAUCCGACAUAGCUACAAUCAAGACCGCCACCUCAGCACUUGCGAUGAAGGUUGCAAAGAUUGAAAACCGCCAGUCUGAUACAUCCAACUCGAACACCACGAACUCGGUGUUCACGCGCCUGGAUAAACUGGAGAACCGAGACGCCAGUGUGGCCAAAGUGAAUGCAGACACUCAGGCUUUACUCAAGCGGGUGCAGAAACUCACGGGCGAACAGUCAGAGAUGGCCAGCAUGCGCGGCAACUUGCAAACACUUGCAAGUCGAGUGCUGAAGUUAGAGGGCCCCGAGUCUGAUGCGGCUAAAGCAGUUGAGGACACAAAAGCCCUGCUCAAGCGGUUGGACGAACUGGGAGGCGACCAGUCAAUCAUGGCCAGGAUAGACGACAGCUUACGAACACUCGUGGACCGAGUGAAGAAGUUAGAGGGGCCGGUGUCCGAUGCGGACGGCGCAGCUGAGCAUGUGAAGAAUAUGCUCCAGGAACAUAUCAAAGAAGAAGUCCGACGUCUGGGCGAAGUCACAAGCCAGUUGCGUGAACUGAAGGCGCACAUGCAGGAGAAGACUCAACCGCCCUCACUUUCGAUCGAUGAUCUCGCUCGUGCGCUGAUCCAACGCUUGAGUGAAGGCGAGGUCUUCAACGAGGAGACGAAAUCUUUGAUUCGAGUUGCCACUGGAGAUGCCGCGGCUCACAGAGGCACAAAAAGUUCUGACAACUCAGAUCGCUCUGCUCGCAGUCUAUCGACCACCUCUACCGACGUUCUCUCGGGCAAUCUAUCAAUCGAGAAAACCACACUCCCUCGUCACGUCCAGAAGCAAGCAAAGGAUGUUGGUGGCGAACGUCAACUAUCUAUACCUUCCAUAGAGAUUGACGAGGACCAACCAUUCGGGCACCAACAUUCUGCGGGUUUGGGGACCUCCAACAAGCCAUCCACCAAGCGAAAAUUCGACAUAAGCAGUCAAGACAACAACGAUAUCGAGCAAGCAACGGCGGGAUCCCGCAAGCGGUCAAAGAGCGCAGCGGGAACAGCGAGGUCAACGAGGAGAGCCACGGAAGAGCAGCAGUCGCGGUCUAAGCGGCAAAAGCCCAGCAGCCGCCAUGCUGCCUCUUCGCCGGUUGACAAGUGGCGUCCUGCGAGCCGUCGGAAGCAGGCCACUCGAGACGCAGGAGCUACGGACGAUGAUGAGGAUGAGGAGGAGUCGGAUGAGGAGACUGCACCUCGACGCACUUCACGAACGGUCAGGCCCACGCAGAAGGGCUCGUAUUUGACGUUUCUGGACGGCUCAACGAGGAGGAACUCGUGA
This is a messenger RNA of Zasmidium cellare ATCC 36951, 2319 nucleotides long. RefSeq lists its product as uncharacterized. The transcript has 2 exons. The record is from RefSeq and is a predicted model, not a curated record. NCBI's taxonomy places the organism in Eukaryota, Fungi, Ascomycota, Dothideomycetes, Mycosphaerellales, Mycosphaerellaceae. The coding region runs from base 1 to 2319 and encodes 772 amino acids.